This is a messenger RNA of Penicillium verhagenii, 1047 nucleotides long. RefSeq names its product MIF domain protein. The coding region runs from base 1 to 1047 and encodes 348 amino acids. The record is from RefSeq and is a predicted model, not a curated record. Gene Ontology annotation, molecular function: phenylpyruvate tautomerase activity. NCBI's taxonomy places the organism in Eukaryota, Fungi, Ascomycota, Eurotiomycetes, Eurotiales, Aspergillaceae. The transcript is spliced from 2 exons.
AUGGAGUCCCAGUCAACCCCCCUGCUACCACUGCUGUCGAAUGUCAUGGAAACCAAAGUCCGACCCAAACGCGAACGACCGGUGACCUUCCCCUCUACAUUCACAGAUGAGAAUCUUUCUCCCAUUGAUUACACUGCUCCUGGGCCUAAAGUUAUCUGUUCAGUCAAAGAUUUGAAAGAGACAACGUGGAAAAGGGACUUGAAAAAAUCGCAUUACUAUGAGGAAGCCUUUUCGCCCCGUGGCUCUCCCAACUGUUUUCAAGGCCGGCUCUUUCAGAACUCCAUGGUUGUUGCCGAGCUCAAAACAAACUGCAAGAUCCAAGAUGAAGAACGGAUGCUCGUCGCUGAUUUGAUUUUUCGCCUGGCUCAAAUCUACCAACGCUCAGAGACAUGCAUUAUGCUUACCGUUCAACAAGACACCGGGGUGUUCUUUGGAAAUACCACUGAGUUGUCUUACUUGCUCAAGAUAUACGCCCUCUCGUCCUUUAUUGCUCCUGUCACCAAUCUCCGCAACACCAACUUAAUCCAGACAGCCAUGCAUGACCUCUUACAUAUCCCCAUGAACCAAGGAAUCAUCGUUUUCAUACCGGUCCCAGAAGAAAAUCUUGCCACAAAUGGACUUACUGCUGGGAGCGAGAUAUCUCGGCUGAUACAGAAUGACCAGGAUGAAAGCCCGAACAUCUUCAAAACUAUCUCCCGGACAAUGUCUCGCCGUCUGAAAAGCAGUAGUGACCAGACUGCGCCCAUCUCGUUGCCAUCGACGGUUGGAACCUCCACUGCUUCCCCAUCAAUGCAGACUGAGAUUCAUCAUUCGCCGAUCGUUGUCGAUGAUACACUGAUGUCCCCCGAAGAGAAAAGACGCGGUAUUCGAAAGCGCAUCUCACUCCGGGGUCUUGUUCCCCGGCGUUUUAUGGAGAAAACGUCUAGCAGGGAUAAAGACGGCCAGGACAGGACGAAAGAGGUAGCUAAGGGGGAUGACUCAAACGGCGACGAGUGCAAGGAGGGAAAGGCUAAAAGCCAGGCUGUGGAGAAGACGCUGGAAUCGUAG